CUGGUGAGAAGCAGGCCGCGAUUUCUCGCCUAACAGGCCAGUCUUUUCACAGAUCAGAAAUCUUGAGGUACCUUAAUUCCAUGAUCCUUAAUCUGAUGCACCAAUGAUGCCGAAUUACGCGACGAGUGCAUUGAUCAUCUCCGCCAUCUUUCUCGCCUUGGCCUUAGUAGUGGAGGUCAGAGGUCAAGGCCUUCCUCCGGGCGGCGCUUACGUGUGUCAAGUAGUAGAAAAGCAAUUGCAGACCAGAGCAGUAUCCUACCGAAAACCUGAAGUUUACUACACCAAAGAGUUCUGCUGGUCCUUUCCGCCAUGGUGCACUGUAAAAAAGACACGAUACUCUGUUGCAUACAGAAUUGAAAAGUAUUCCAUAGACGUCACGGUCCAUCGUUGUUGCCAUGGAUACAGAGUGAAUAAAAAUAAUACAUGUGAAGCUGUGUGUUCGAACCCCUGCGUUCACGGCAGAUGUGUAUCCCCGGAGAAAUGUCACUGUGACGAUGGGUACAGUGGUGUCGAUUGCUCAUCAAACUGUCCCGCCAAUACCUGGGGGCCGAACUGCGCCAAACUCUGUGACUGCAAUGGGCGAGGGACGUGUGACUCAUUAACAGGCUUCUGUGCCUGCUCCGCGGGCUGGACGGGUGAACAUUGCCAGACAAAAUGCCCUAAUGGCACGUUCGGGAACGGCUGUCAGUCCGUGUGUAACUGUGGACAAGGGGUCAACUGUGACCCUACCACGGGGGUCUGCAUCUGUCGCCCGGGAUUCACAGGACCUAGAUGUGAGGAUGAAUGCCCUGACGGUACCCACGGUCAAGACUGCAAGUCAUUGUGCAUCUGUCAAAAUGGCGGCCAUUGUGACGCCAAGACUGGGUCAUGUGACUGCACACCCGGAUGGAGGGGAGAUUACUGCAGCUUUCAAUGUGAGAAAGGAUUUUACGGACUGAAUUGUUCCCAGGAAUGUCAGUGUUACAAUGGUGGUAAAUGUGAUCACGUGAACGGAGAGUGCACGUGCGGGCCGGGGUUCAAUGGAACACGGUGCGAAAAGCAAUGUUUACCGGGCACCUUUGGAUUACUGUGUGCUGGUCGAUGCAGCUGCCAAAACGAGGCUGAAUGUUCACCUGUCAACGGAACAUGUGACUGUCCGGCGGGAUUUAAUGGGACAAGUUGUGAAUUGAGAGCUUGUCCAGCUGGAAAAUACGGCAUCAGCUGCAAUUAUACCUGUAGAUGUGAAGGGACAAACACAGUCAGUUGCCAUCCGGGCACUGGAGAAUGCCGCUGUUCACCAGGCUGGCGGGGAGCAAUGUGCCAGUUCCCAUGUCCAGCGCCAUUUUGGGGAGACCAAUGCGAACAGGUCUGUGACUGCCAACAUGGUGGCUCCUGUGACCCUGUCAACGGAUCGUGUACCUGCACUCCUGGAUUCAGGGGAGAUAAAUGCCAUUUUGAGUGCGCACCAGGCACAUACGGCCAAGGAUGCGCGCAGCAGUGCUCAUGUCAGAACAACGCCACUUGUGGGACGGUAGAGGGCGCUUGUACCUGCAAGGAAGGCUGGGAUGGAUUGUUCUGUGAAGAACCAUGUAAACCGAAUUUCUUCGGCCUGAAAUGUGCGAACCAGUGUAACUGCGCCAACGAAACAGAAUGUAACCACGUAUCUGGGAAGUGCAUUUGUAAUCCAGGCUUUACUGGAGCCAGGUGCGAUCAGUCUUGUCCGCCGUGGAGGUAUGGGCAGAAUUGUAUGGAGCAGUGUGAUUGUGACCAGAACAAAGCCGCCUCAUGCGAACCCGUCAGUGGGAGCUGUGUCUGCAAAAUCGGAUUCCAAGGCGUCCGCUGUGACAGCUCAUGUCAGAUCGGGACAUGGGGAGGUAACUGUGAGAAGCCUUGUAACUGUAACCAGCGAGGGUCAUGUGACUCGAUCACAGGUGUCUGCCAGUGUCGGCCGGGCUGGACGGGCCAGAACUGUCAAACAGGGUGCCCUGAUGGUCAGUACGGACAGAACUGUACCUCGGCGUGUAACUGUGAGGGUGGGGUGUCCUGUGACAAGUUCUCAGGAAAAUGCCCCUGUCCCCCGGGAACUACAGGGCCGAACUGCGAGAAAGUAUGUCCAGAUGGCCUAUUUGGAAGAGACUGUAAAUUUGGAUGUCAGGACUGUAAAAAUGGCGGAAAAUGUGACCGGAUUACUGGGAGGUGUAUCUGCUUCCCUGGCUGGAUGGGACCUGAGUGCGAGGCGGCUUGCCCUGCUGGGCGGUAUGGAGAUGGAUGCAAACUCCAGUGCGCAUGUCAGAACAACGCCAUCUGUCGGUCUCAUGAUGGCGCUUGUGAAUGUAACCCGGGAUUCUUUGGAGUCUCGUGCGCUGAAAAGAUCUGA
Messenger RNA from Liolophura sinensis, 2356 nucleotides. Its product is annotated as multiple epidermal growth factor-like domains protein 11. Lineage: Eukaryota; Metazoa; Mollusca; Polyplacophora; Chitonida; Chitonidae. Gene Ontology annotation, molecular function: scavenger receptor activity; protein binding. The coding region runs from base 104 to 2356 and encodes 750 amino acids. The transcript is spliced from 19 exons. The record is from RefSeq and is a predicted model, not a curated record.